Messenger RNA from Olea europaea var. sylvestris, 1495 nucleotides. Its product is annotated as probable protein phosphatase 2C 8. Bases 101 to 1147 code for a protein of 348 amino acids. The transcript is spliced from 10 exons. Gene Ontology annotation, biological process: protein dephosphorylation. Lineage: Eukaryota; Viridiplantae; Streptophyta; Magnoliopsida; Lamiales; Oleaceae. Gene Ontology annotation, molecular function: protein serine/threonine phosphatase activity. The record is from RefSeq and is a predicted model, not a curated record.
CCUGUUUUAGCUGUGGUGCAAGACGCUGGACUUUUCCCUAAAAACUUCCCUUUCCUUUUCCUUCCAUUCUCUCUCCUCGUUUUGUAAUCCCUCAUUCAACAUGACAACAGAUUCCAUUUCUGCACCAAAUCCCAGUUCAACUUCGCUCAACACCGAUCAUUCGACCAACAAACGCGAAAAUGAAUUCAACGAUUCCAAUUCUGCAUCCAAAAAAUCAAAAUACGAGAACGAAUUGAAGACCUGUAGUGCCAAAGGUGAAGCAUCCAGUACAAGGGGUUCGAAAAUUGAAGAAAAGUUGUUCGCAAUAGAAGCGGACGCGGCUGAAGAUAAGGGCUUGCGUCAAACCAUGGAGGACGCUUGGGUUGUUCUCCACGACGCCAGAUUGGAUUUCACCGGAAAGUUGAGAUGUGCACAUUUUGCGAUAUAUGAUGGCCAUGGAGGUCGGUUAGCUGCAGAGUACGCUCAGAAGCAUCUUCAUGUUAAUGUUCUUUCAGCGGGCUUAUCACGUGAGUUGUUGGAUGUUAAGUGUUCAAAGAAGGCUAUACUCGAAGGAUUUCGAAAAACUGACGAGGUUCUCCUCCAGGAAAGUGCUGCAGGGGGAUGGCAAGAUGGUGCUACGGCUGUAUGUGUCUGGGUGUUAGGACAAACAGUGUUUGUUGCUAACAUUGGAGAUGCUAAGGCUGUGGUAGCACGUUCAUCUAUAGUAGAUGGUUCACAGAGUGAUUUGGAUGGAUUAAGCUCAUUAAAGGCCAUUGUUUUGACACGGGAACACAAAGCCAUAUAUCCACAAGAACGAGCACGCAUUCAAAAGGCUGGUGGAUCUGUAAGUUCUAAUGGACGACUUCAGGGGCGGCUUGAAGUUUCUAGAGCUUUCGGUGAUCGGCAGUUCAAGAAGGUUGGUGUUGUUGCAACCCCAGAUGUUCAUUCAUUUGACCUGACUCAGAGAGAUCACUUCAUGAUUCUUGGCUGUGAUGGCUUGUGGGGGGUGUUUGGACCUAGUGAUGCUGUUCAAUUUGUCCACAAAUCAUUGAAGGAGGGCUUACCAGCUGCAGCAGUAAGUCGCCGGCUUGUACGAGAAGCUGUCCGUGAGCGCCAUUGCAAAGAUAACUGCACAGCAGUUGUCAUUACAUUCCGAAAGGUCCAGUGAAAACUAUCAACAUUGUUUUGAAUCUUACUGACCUGCGUCCCAUGAUCAAGGUGGGUGGAUUUGUUCUUGCAUAUUUAUUGUUCAAUGAAUGUAUCUUCUGUGGUAUUGUUCCAUUUUGGAUCAUGACUUGAAAAUGCCACAGAAGUUUGUGAUGUGUAACUUGCUGCUUGUUGGAUAUUGUGAUGUGACCGUGUCAUAUUGGCAUCCCAUUUUCUUUAUUCUUUCUAUUGUAGGAUUUUUAUCUGCACUGGAUCAUAAAUUAUUUUCACCCGUAAAUGUCUGUUGAUUGAUUUUCAGAACAAUGUUUGCUGUGCAGUUAUAUCUCGUGAUGUUUUGCCAUAAAAAUUA